Molecule: messenger RNA, 1236 nt
Organism: Mesoplodon densirostris (Blainville's beaked whale)
Lineage: Eukaryota; Metazoa; Chordata; Mammalia; Artiodactyla; Ziphiidae
Gene: SLC10A6
Product: solute carrier family 10 member 6
Exons: 6
Coding region: 1-1236 (411 amino acids)
Biological process (GO): bile acid and bile salt transport
Cellular component (GO): membrane
Molecular function (GO): bile acid:sodium symporter activity
Source: RefSeq, a predicted model, not a curated record
AUGUUCAUUUGUAAUGCUGCCUUAAGGGAUAAGGAGAUGAGAGCAAAUUGUUCCAGCAGCUCAGCCUGCCCUGCCAACAGUUCAGAGGAGGAGUUGCCAGUGGGGCUGGAGGUCUAUGGGAACCUGGAACUUGUUUUCACCGUGGUGUCAGCCGUGAUGAUCGGCCUGCUCAUGUUCUCCUUGGGAUGCUCUGUGGAGAUCUGGAGGCUCUGGUCGCACAUCAGGAGACCCUGGGGCAUUGCUGUGGGACUGCUCUGCCAGUUUGGGCUCAUGCCUCUUACUGCCUAUCUCCUGGUCAUCAGCUUCUCUCUGAAGCCAGUCCAAGCUAUGGCUAUCCUCAUCAUGGGGUGCUGCCCAGGGGGAACCAUCUCGAACAUUUUCACCUACUGGGUUGAUGGAGAUAUGGAUCUCAGCAUCAGUAUGACAACUUGUUCCACAGUGGUUGCCCUGGGAAUGAUGCCACUCUGCCUUUAUCUCUACACCUUGUCCUGGAAUCUUGAGCAGAAUCUCACCAUUCCAUAUCAGAACAUAGGAAUUACCCUUGUGUGCCUGACCAUUCCUGUGGCCUUUGGUGUCUAUGUGAAUUAUAGGUGGCCAAAACAAUCCAAAAUUAUUCUUAAGGUUGGAGCCAUUGUUGGUGGGGUCCUCCUUUUGGUGGUUGCAGUUGCUGGUGUGGUGCUGGCGAAAGGAUCUUGGAAUUCAGACAUCAUUCUUCUGACCAUCAGCUUCAUCUUUCCUUUGAUUGGCCAUGUCACAGGCUUUCUCUUGGCACUUCUUACCCACCAAUCUUGGCAGAGGUGCAGGACGAUUUCCUUAGAAACUGGAGCUCAGAAUAUUCACAUGUGCAUCACCAUGCUGCACUUAUCUUUCACUGCCGAGCAAUUAGUCCAGAUGCUUAUCUUCCCAUUGGCCUAUGGACUCUUCCAGCUGUUGGAUGGGUUUCUCAUUGUUGCAGCAUAUAAGAUGUACAAGAGGACACUGAAGAUCAAACACAGGAUAAAGAACCCUGCUUUAAGGGUAGAAGCCCGCUUUAAGAAGAAAUCCACUUCUCCCAAAGAGACCAGUGCUUUCUUGGAGGUGAAUGAAGAAGCUGCUCUAACUCCUGGGCCAUCAGGGCCCAUGGAUCUCCACAGGGCUCUCAUGCCAACUGGCCAGAUCUUAUGUGCCAAGCAGGGGUUUGCUGGCUUGACUGGUCCCUGUCUUCCGCAGUGGCCAGUAAAGAUAGUGCAGAGUUGA